Messenger RNA from Paraglomus brasilianum, 423 nucleotides. The record is from the annotation of a GenBank genome assembly. Lineage: Eukaryota; Fungi; Glomeromycota; Glomeromycetes; Paraglomerales; Paraglomeraceae.
AUGACUCCACCUGCACAAUUGAAGUGCUUGAAUGCGAUCAGGAACUGGUUUUACGACAAGAGGAGAAAGUUUGUUACAUCAAAAUCCCAGGUGUCUUCUUAUAUCUAUUAUAAUCUCAAGCUUCAUAUUGUGAUUGGUCAAGAGUUGGAGGAUUUAUUUCAACCUGGGCUCAACCUAUCAUGGGAUGGUUGGAAGCAGCUCAUGGGGCAGUUUGAUGUCUUCUGCACUAACCUUUUAGUGGAAGUCGGAGCAAUUGAGACAACUGAAAAGACAAUGUCAUUGAAGGACUUUUAUCCUGGAGCAAUUGGAAAUGAGAUGACACUGCAUAUGCAGCAGAAAUUUGAACUUUGGUGUAUCACCUUGAACCAGAUUAGGCAAUGCUUCCCUCUCAGUGUGCCAUAUAUUAUACAGAACCAAAGAUGA